Molecule: messenger RNA, 868 nt
Organism: Phytophthora nicotianae INRA-310
Lineage: Eukaryota; Oomycota; Peronosporomycetes; Peronosporales; Peronosporaceae
Exons: 3
Coding region: 149-793 (214 amino acids)
Source: RefSeq, a predicted model, not a curated record
UGUGACUUUUCCAUUAAUUUUCAGGAUAAAAAUAACCAGCGCAUUCGUCGCUAUUUUCGGUCUCCAAGCCCAGAACGCGCUAUCUUUGACCCAUCAAUCGCUUCGUGCUGCUCCCCUCCGCUCACUUCGGAAGCGCUCGCCCCUCGCCAUGAACACCAGCAACCCGUUCCAGGACCCGUCAGUGCUGCGCGCUCAGUCUCCCGCCUCGCCGAGCAUGAAUUUCUCGAACAUCUCGGCUCCAGAACCCGUGUCGACUGCGGGCGGAGCAGUACCAUCCUCGUACCAGGCGGCUGGUGCUCCGCGGCAGAACCUCAUGGACGAGAUUGGCGCGCAGAUCAAGGCCACCAACAGCCAGACGAUCAUUAAGGUCAUGCGCCUACUGAAUCUGGUGCUGGCCACGGCCACCAUCGCGGUGGGUGUUCUCGCCUGGAUCUUCGGCCAGGUGGACACUUUCCAGAAGGUUAUCGCGGGCAUCUACAUCAUUAUGUUUGGCGCGCUGUUGCUAGCGUUCGAGCUGCGCACCGAGAAGGUGGACGUGAUUCUGCGCAAGAACUUUGGCUUCAUGUACGGCAACAAGACGCGCACCAUCUUCCUCGUCUUUAUUGCGAUCUGGCCGCUGUCAAUGGGCAACUUCUGGCUCACGAUUCUGGAUGCCGUGCUCCUGUUCCUCAACGCCUUCUUCAACUACUUUGUCAUCUCGCAGCACCCAGCAUUCUCAACAGUGCCACCCGUGUACGACCCCAACCAGCCGCAGGCUGGCGGCUACGCGCCCGCGCCGCACACGAACGUGUAAGCAGACAAGUGACGGUAUGUCAUGGCCGCAGCACCUAAGUUUUAUUUGCAAAGUAUAUAUCUUUUUUUUUCUUCA